AUGCCACCAAAACCUCCUGUCCGCGCAAAGUAUGCCGUCGGCGAUCUGGUAUUUGCCAAAGUGAUUGGCUAUCCUCCGUGGCCGGCACGGAUUGUGGCCGAACCGCCGCCCGGCUAUACAGUAGGACCCGGAAAAUAUCCGGUAUUUUUCUUCGGCACCUACGAGAGUGCUGUAGUGGCCGUUCAAUAUCUGUGGCCAUACCUGGAAACCAGACACAAGUUGGGUAUACGUCGACGAAAACGAGACAUGAAUUACUUUAAUCAAGGAUUGGAUGAAAUUGAAAACAAUCCCAACUUAACUGUUAGGGCCGUUGACGUCGGCUGUGGUGAUGGCAAUGACAACUGUAUGGACAUCGAUGGACAACGAGAUCAAGUGGUGGACAACAACGAAACUGAUGAAGAAAACAGCGAUGAGUCUGAAGAAGAAGAAGAGAGCGAUGAAACCGAUGAAGAAGUGAGCGAUGAAACCAAUGAUUGCGAAGAAAUAGGUACUGAAGAUGAAGAAGAAGAUAGCGAUGAAGAGAUGGUCAAUGAGUUGUCCAUCAAUAAUUAUUUGUAA
This is a messenger RNA of Oppia nitens, 558 nucleotides long. Its product is annotated as hepatoma-derived growth factor-related protein 3-like. NCBI's taxonomy places the organism in Eukaryota, Metazoa, Arthropoda, Arachnida, Sarcoptiformes, Oppiidae. The record is from RefSeq and is a predicted model, not a curated record. Gene Ontology annotation, molecular function: double-stranded DNA binding; transcription coregulator activity. Gene Ontology annotation, cellular component: nucleus. The transcript has 4 exons. Gene Ontology annotation, biological process: regulation of transcription by RNA polymerase II. The coding region runs from base 1 to 558 and encodes 185 amino acids.